UCUCGCCGGAGGCACAGCCAUGGCCGACCGCGCUCUCGGGUCUGCGCGCGCGCUGCUCGCCGCCCUGCUGGCGCUGGCGCUGUGGGCGCUGCUGGUGUCGCCGGCGCGGGGCCGCGGCGGCCGGGACCACGGGGACUGGGAUCUGGCCGAGCUGCUGCCGCCGCUGCCGCCCCGCGAGGACGCGGCGCGCGUGGCCCGCUUCGUGACGCACCUCUGCGACUGGGGCGCGCUGGGCACCAUCUCCACGCUGGAGGCGGUGCGUGGCCAGGCCUUCGCCGACGUGCUCUCGCUCAGCGACGGGGUCCCCGGAGGGAGCACCGGCGUGCCCUACUUCUACCUGAGCCCGCUGCAGCUCACCGUGGGCAACCUGCAGGAGAAUCCCCACGCCACACUGCUCCUGUCUUUGGCACAGACGAACUUCUGCAAGAAAAAGGGGUUUGAUCCCCAAAGUCCCCUUUGUGUCCACAUCAUGCUGUCCGGAUCUGUGAUGAAGGUGAAUGAAACAGAAAUGGACUUUGCAAAGCUCUCACUAUUCACGCGGCACCCGGAGAUGGAGACCUGGCCUUCCAGCCAUAACUGGUUCUUUGCCAAGUUGAACAUAACCAAUAUUUGGGUCCUGGACUACUUUGGUGGGCCUAAAAUCGUGACACCUGAGGAAUAUUACAAUGUCACCUUUCAGUGAAGCAGAGGACGGCGAGUUUAAUCCCCUGUGCUGAUUCUGGGGCUGGCUCUUACGUACCAGAAGGGCUUCUGGUCUACCUGGAUAGUUUCCCCAGAGUAUUAGCUGGUUUGCCAUCACGCACUGGUUUGCUUGCUUGCUUAUUUCCAGAGGAGUUGGCCCACGACUGAAUUUCCUGGGGGAUGUGGCUGCUGGAAGUUUUUCACACAUCGAAGGCAUUUUCACAGAGAAAAAGAGCUGAUUCUAAUAAAAGAAGUGUUCGUUUGGCCAA
This is a messenger RNA of Lepus europaeus (European hare), 950 nucleotides long. It is a transcript of the gene CREG1, whose product is annotated as cellular repressor of E1A stimulated genes 1. Lineage: Eukaryota; Metazoa; Chordata; Mammalia; Lagomorpha; Leporidae. Bases 20 to 682 code for a protein of 220 amino acids. The record is from RefSeq and is a predicted model, not a curated record. The transcript has 4 exons.